AUGGCCUGGUACGAUGAGGAUAGUUGGCUCACCCACGCCUUGUCGCCAAAGCCGUCGACGAUUUUCAUCUCGCUUGCCAUUGCCAUCCUCCUGCCUAUCCUGCUGCACUCUUUCCUGUACAGGAAGGCGGCCAGCGCGACCGGCCUGCCCACGUUCCUGCUCGUGGGGCCGAGUGGCGGGGGAAAGACGGCCUUCACAACGCUGACUGAGCGCGGCACUGUCCCCACAACACACACCUCCACCACACCCCUCUCUAUCGAAGCCCUCCUCCCAGACCCUCACGUCCCCGCAUCCUCCCGCUACCGCUCCCCCGGCGAUCCAGCCUUUGAGCGUUCGCGACGCUUCAUUAUUCUCGACACGCCCGGCCACGGCAAGCUACGCAACUUCGCUACCUCCGCCCUCGCCGACCCCAAGAAUGUCCGCGCUAUCAUCUUCGUUGUUGACGCAGCUGCCAUCGCUGAAGAAGCCGGCCUGAACGAGGCCGCAGAGUACUUGCACGAUGUGCUACUGAGUCUGCAGAAGCGCUACACCAAUGCAAAGACGAGCAAGGGGCCGAAGGAGAUCCCUGUCCUGAUUGCCGCAAACAAGAUGGAUUUGUUCACCGCCGAGCCGGCCAACUUGGUGAAGAUCAAGCUUGAAAAGGCCCUCUCUGAGGUCAGGAACAACAGGGCCAAGGCGCUCAGGGAUGCAGGUGCUGCGCUCAGUGGUGGCGAUGACGACGUCGAUGAAGAGAAGGAGUGGCUUGGUGAGGGUGGAGAGGGCAGCUUCGAGUUUGACCAAAUGAGGGAGAUCGGCACAACAGUGCAUGUCGUGGGCGGUAACGUUAGCCAGGGCAAAAACGCCGGCGAUGUUGCUGGAUGGUGGUCGUGGAUUGGUGAGCACUUGUGA
Ascochyta rabiei is the source of this 888-nucleotide messenger RNA. RefSeq lists its product as uncharacterized. The transcript has 2 exons. NCBI's taxonomy places the organism in Eukaryota, Fungi, Ascomycota, Dothideomycetes, Pleosporales, Didymellaceae. The record is from RefSeq and is a predicted model, not a curated record. The coding region runs from base 1 to 888 and encodes 295 amino acids.